GAGGACACGGAAAUUUUGCUCGCAUUGGUUUGCAGCCUACUUACCGUUCCAGCGCCAGAAAUGGAUGUCCUUCUCGACGUGCUCUUGUCGUGUGAUGGAGAUGUUCAUUCCACUGCCAAACUGCUUAAUUCUGGCCAUGAGACCAGCUCUAAGCCAGUGAGCAGCGCCCAAAAAAGAAAGGAUCAUUCUGUGGAUCUGCAGGGCUGGUUAAAUACAGGCAAUCUAAAAGCCGAGAACACGGUUUCUGACAGUCCUCCUCGAAAGAAACGCGACCUCAAGGAC
This is a messenger RNA of Suillus clintonianus, 282 nucleotides long. RefSeq lists its product as uncharacterized. The annotation marks the transcript as partial. Lineage: Eukaryota; Fungi; Basidiomycota; Agaricomycetes; Boletales; Suillaceae. The record is from RefSeq and is a predicted model, not a curated record. The transcript has a single exon.